AUGAUCGGGCAGUUUCUUCUACCUCCAUCACUUGCUCCAAUCGUCUUCUUGCUGGGAAUAAAACUUUCCCUUCGCCCCUCCGCUUCAGGGCCGUGUUUACGGUUUGGGGGCGGAGCUUUAGCAGUAUUCGAGGUUAAGAUCGGGCUUGAUGGUGAUUCUCAGCAGAGAUUUUCCCGGAAGCCAGAACGAUCUCGCCGAGCAUCGGAAGCUUCAGGCGGUGGACGGCGUUGCUGUCAAACCCUACCAUGA
Molecule: messenger RNA, 249 nt
Organism: Microthlaspi erraticum
Lineage: Eukaryota; Viridiplantae; Streptophyta; Magnoliopsida; Brassicales; Brassicaceae
Source: the annotation of a GenBank genome assembly